AAGAAAGCUGGAAGGAAGGAGGAAUUGCUAGAGCUUUGUGUACACCUCUGGUACUUGGGCAUCUGUAGCCCACGGUGGCUGAUGUUUGUUUUGGUUUGGUUUUUAGGGAUGCACUUUCUCUCCUGUAGGUUGUUCUGUUUCUUUGGCAGAGUAGCAAUAACUUUUUUUUUUUUUAAUACCUUUAUUAAUUAUCCAAAGCAAUGAUUCUAUCAGACUAGAUGGAAGCUCCUGCAGGGUGUGGCAGCCCUAUUAUUUAAACAGCCUUAAGGUUUUCAGCUGGAAGGCAUAACUCUCAGUCCUUUCUUCUCUUCAGCUUGGGGCUGACUGCACUGCUCUGAUAGUGAAGGUUUGGGGCUAUUUUCCAGAUGCUGGUGUAAAUAGAAAUGAUUUUUAAAGGUUCAUUUUCUUCUGGGUUCUCUUCUGUUGGAUAACCUUGCUCUUGUUUUCAUUUCCCUUUCUGUCAGAGCACCUCCUGUGUUACUCCCCAAGGACUGGCUGUCUCUGGCAACUUUGGAAUAAAUCCUUAACAGCCCUGACCCUGCCUGGGGCUGCCCAAGGCUGAGCAGUGCUGCAGUCUGUUUUUAGGGUUGUAAUGUGCCUUCUCUUAAGUGGAUAACAGUUAGUGAACAAACGAUUAGCAAAGCACUUGGUGAGUGUGACUUUCCUUUGCCAAAAUGAACCUGGUUUGCCUUUUGUGCAGCGAUGUGGGAUGCUUCCCUUGGCUCUGCUGCCUGUUUGCAAAGAAGUGAAAAUAGAAGUAGGCAGGGAAACUGCAGAUCUUGAGGGCAGAACCCUGACUUCACUGUGUGUGUGAACUUCCUGCCACUGCUGAAUGGUGACUGUUAGGUGCUGUUAGGGUUGGGUACCACUGGCAGGUCUUCUGUCAAGCAGUCGGUUGUGGCUGUUCUUCCCAGAGCUCUGUGGUGAGGUGGGCUUCCAUUCCAUUUCUGAACAAUGAUGCCUCCUGCCUAAGGGAGCUACCUGUAUCAGCAAGGCUGCUGUUACCAUUCUUAUAAAACUUCUGGGAAGUAAGGGAUCAGGCUUGUGUAUUCUGAAAACCCUUGGCUGUCCUGAACAGUUGAUCAGUUUGUGGCAUCCUCUCCACGAUUCAGCACAUCCAAAGCAAGCUGCUGAGCCGUGCUGGAAUCUCACACGGUCUCCUAACUUUAAGCUCUGGCUGACAGCUAAAUUCCAUGAUCUGGAAUUACUUUCUUUUCUUUUUUUUUUACUAGUGCUAUCAGCUUUUCUGUGAAGCACCUCACUGCAGAGUAAAACACAAGUCUUAAAUGUGAGCUUUGCUGGCAGACUGAACCCCACAGGAGCUGUCAGAUGUCUGCUUGCUCCAGACUAAGUUGGUGACAUUGCUGAUGAUGCACCUGGAGGCUUGGCACAGACUACAAACAGAGCUCAGCAGUCAGCACUCAUGAGCAAGGCAGGUAUGCUAAGCACAAGUUUUAAAACUUCUGGGUUGUAACAAAGGCCAUAUUACAUAGCAAGAUACUGCUAUCACCUCUAAUAUGUUUACUAUCCUUUACUGCCAAAAACUGAGGUACUUAUACAGAUGUUUCUCCUUUCUUAGUUUUUACACCUGGGUAUUUUGCAUUGGUGAGUUGGGAGAUCCUGUAUUCACUGUAGUUUUCUUCUGUGUGCUGCUGUGUGCUGUGUGCUGUGCCACGGACUGACUGGUGACACUGUGAGCCCUGUUUGCUUUGCUCCUAAUUGGAAGCCUGUUCAAGUUGUGGGGGUUUUUUCCUGUUUUAAUAAGGAAGGUCUCCUUAGAGAGCAAAAGUAGAAGUGUUCUGAGGUGAGUGAGCAACGUGGAGCUAGGAUGGAGCAGGAGGUGUGUGGUCCCAGCUGAUGGUGGUGUUCAAGUUCAUUAUAUGAGGACAUAUUUAUUUCCUUGGAUAAACACAACUAAUCUCAUUUCCCUCAGUAACUGCCCUGCUGUAGUAUGCUGCCGAAGUUUCCAUCCCUUCAGGAUGGGGUUUCAUCCCAAUGACACGAGUUCAUACUUGGUUUUUUUCCUCCCUUUAAACAUACCAGAAAUGCUGUUUGCAGCUGAGUGUGGAGCUGAACUCUGCUGCUCCAUGGAUCAGGUGGUGCCAAGUGUUUCAGCCCCAGAUUCCCCAGGGCAGCCUGCAGGUGGCUGUGUUUCAACUGUACAGCCUCUCAUUUGGGGCUGACCUUCCUUGGAAGGACAGUGCUUGUUUUGUGUCAGUGAGCAUCUCUGGAUAUGGGCUGUACCUCUUGACCCUCAUCAAGUGUUAGGGGCAGAAAUGGACAACAGAAACAACCAAAGCUGGGGGAGAGGGGAGGAGGGAAAUGCUUUUAAAACUUGGAAUCUGAAACUCAGGUCUUAAAUUGCGGUGGGAUCUGUUCCCAGUGAGUACUGUAGGGAAAGAGCUGUUUCACUUGAUGUGCAAAUAGGCAGCAAGUGUGCAUGCUUUGCUGCUGUCUCGACAGCUGUGUGUUUACCCUAUUUCAUCUUUCAUGUGCUGAGGCAGACAGCUUUUAUCUGCUCUGGACUCUUCUUAUGUCAGAGUUUCCAAAACACGAGCGAUAGAUACACAUCUAGCAGUUACAAGGCUGGGCCUGGCAGAGGAGCAGGAAGUGAGAAGUGCAAUGAGAUUAGCAAAGGCUGUAUGUUCAGAGACUCUGUUCAGCAAGACCAGUUGUGUGAGUUCUCCCUCUGGCACCCUGGGUCCUGGGUGAGUUCCUUACACCUAUUUCUAUGGAGAUUGGUUGGGAGCAGAGGGGAGGGGGUUGUCCACGUGGGCCUCAGUGCAGAUCUCUGAGAGCUCUGAACACAGGGACGGGUGUCACCAUGAAGGAAAGGUGUGUCUGACCUGAGUGUAAUAGAAAAAGGGAGGGAUGGAGUGAGGAGCCCCCAGGUCUGGGUAUGUUAGCACAGAGACCUGAGGAGCUGAUGAGCAGAAAGCUUUACGUCCUGUGCUGUGCUCUCUUGGCUCUGAUAAUGGCAUUAGCACCAAAGCAGCGUGCACUAAGACUGUAGAAUUUCCUUCCUUGUAGCUUGCUGAGCUGCUCAGUGCACCACUCAGCCAUGCAGGCGUUCUGCUGGUGUUUGCAGAGCAACAGGAGGCUUUGUCCAAGGCAGUGGUGGGGAUUAACCACUGCAGAGGUUUGGAAGGUCCUGUUCUGUGCUCCAGAUGUCCUGGCUAACAGUCUCCUUGGUUUAACAUGUGAACAUCUGAGAGCAAGGCAGAAUGGCAUCUGCACAUGUGCAGAGCAGUCUUUCUGGUGUCUGUGCUGCACAAAGGAAGGCUUGCAAUGAAGAAAGCGUGGCUCAGACUGUAAACGAAUCCUUUCAGAUUCCAGUUGCACAACGAGAGGAAUUGAGCAAAUUCCAAUUAUUUCAAACUGUAACAUGCCUUUGUUUUUACCACACUUCAGAUUGGCCAACCCCACCUUCCACUGCCUUGAAAGUAAUGGGCGAGAAGUUGUCAUCCUGGCUUGCAAACAGCUGCAGCUGUGCUCGUUGCAGGUGUGCUGGUGCUGUUGCUGCAGCAGUUGUGUGCUGCCUUCCCUGCUGCCUUUGCAUGUGUCCAACUCGUUUCUCAGGAGUGUUGGGGCUGGAUGAGCUGAAGGUGAUGCUGUGUGUUCUGGAUGAUGUGGCCCGAACCCAGCUGCCAGCAGUAGUAAGCCUUCAGUCUUUGCUGUGUAGCAGCUCCCAAAGAAACUCAGCUUGGCUUUUGCUGAGACUGGGGAAGGACCAGCUGAGCUGCUUCUGGUAUAUUGUGCUGGAAACCAGGAUUUUGCCCCUCCUCCUCCUUAAUGCUCUUCUUGAGGGACCUGAGUUUGCGUUUUUCUCCUGUUCCUCAGGUGAGUUUAAGUGACUUCCUUUGUACUUCAUUCUGUGGGUUGCAUCUGUAGCAGUGCUUCCACAUACGUUCUGUUUGCUGUGCUGUCACUCAGAGCUUGCUGCUGCUCACCUUCAGCCCAGGGGGGAGUUCUGGAGUGAGCCAUGCAGGUGGGUGAGGCGACAUCUCCUGCGUGCCUCCUUUCCUUUGCAAAACUGUGACCAAACCCUCCCAGCAGGGUGGGUGACAGAGGGAGCCUGCUGUCUGGUGGUGGAGGAGCACACGGUGAUGGAAGGUCUUCAUUCUUGUGCACAGCUGUUGUGCAGUGAACUCAGUGAAGCUGCAGACGUCUCCUUUCCUGAUCUGGCUGUGGAGAGCAAUGUUUUCCUGCUGGUGCCAUUUAUGUGCCGCCCCUUGCUGCAGGCAGAAUCAGCUGUGUUAGCACGGAUGAGUGAUUCUAAACUGUUCAUUCAGCUGCUAAUGACGUUUCCCUCCUUCUGCCUGGAGCAAGCUGCGGAUCAGAGGAGGCUGUUUGCAUUCAGUGAGAGGCAGUGACUUCCAGGUGAGGUGGUGGCACCUUUGUCCCCGUGCCCAAGGUGGGAGUGCUCUCCUGGACCCAUUGGUGACACAGGAGGUGCGGCUGCUGCUCUGCUGCCCUGCAUGUGGAUCACUGCAAAGCAUCAUCAGAGGUGAACCUUUGGGCCAGAAUGCUGCCUGGUGUGGAAAUCCUGAUGAUGGGAAAAGAGGAAAGGAGGGGAACAAGGCUGAGGUCCCCCCUGGUUCCUGCAGCCCUCACAGCGCAGCGUGAUGACAAGUAACGAAACCCAACUCUGCUGGAAGGAAGAGCAUUUCUGGAGGCUGCCCCCAUCCAGCAUCUCCCGGCCAAAUGAGAUGGCAUCACCUCAUUCCUCCCUGUGGAAUUAAUCGGCGCUCGGAGCAGUGAGGUGAGGCCCUGAUGGAAAAGGGAGGAAAUGCCUCCAAACCGCUGUGCUCUGCAGCCCAAAGCACUGACAUGUGGUGAGGGAUGCUCUGCUGUUUGAUGGCCCAGGGGAGGCCCCGGAUCUGAGCUGUGGGACAUCCCCAGUGCCACUGGGACUGGUCCAGCAUCGCCCCCCCUGCAUGCAGAGCACUGCAGCUGGUGGGAUUUUGAGCCUUUAAAGUGGGUCAAGCGGAAACCCGGGGAGCAUCCAAGCUCACAGCCCUUGUGCCAGCUCCAUCACAGCUGAAUUAUUCAGGUCCGGCUGAAAAAUUGAAGAGUGGCAAAGCUCAGUGGGAACACCCAGCUCAAGGCUAUAGCACUGAGCCCCAUAGCAGCACGGGGCACAGUGGGAGGGCAGCAGGGUCUGGUGCUGCCUUUUGGGAGGGUGAAGCGAGGAGAGAGUGCUCAGAAGGGAUUUGUGGCAGGGCUGCCCUGAGCUGCAGAGGUUUCUGUGUUGUUGCUGGGGUUGGGAGCGCAUCUUUGGCUCCAUGCCUGCUUCCAGCCCUGUCUCUGUGUUGCAAACAGCAAGGCUUUGUGGCCUCACUUCAGCCCUGUGUGCAUAUCCUGGGGUCACUUUUGGGAUCACUUUUGGGAUUUGCACCUCCGGCAGCACUGAGCUGAAGGGAGUUGGCGAACUCCUCCUGCCCAGGAUUGGAGAUUAUGGGGUUGUGUGAUUUUAGAGUAAAAUCAGUGGCUGCUGCCUCGAGGUGUGUGCUCACAGCAUCUCCCAGAGCCCCAGAUCCACUCUAAGGUGGUGAGGAUGCUGACGUGAGCGCGGGGGCUUCUAUAGGCCCCGCAGCUUCUGUAGGACCCCUGCCUUAGCUGUGUGGCAGAAGAGCUGGGAUUGCUGCUGGGUGAGUAACGCUGCCGGCAGUGCGGUGGCAGCAGGGGAAAGCCGUGCACAGAUGCUGCAGCUCGCCCUGCUCUUUUUGUGCAGCACUCACACCGUGCUGAUGCCAAGCUGGGAUUCUUUGGUGCCUCGUAGGCCUGUGCUGCUCCAUCCCUGCCCUGGGGGUGGGGUCAUGGGGGUCCCCCAUCUUUACAACCCAAUUGGGGCUGAGGGCUCCUGCCCUGCUCAGGAGGGUGGGAUGCUCUUGCUGUCCCUGCAUGCAGCCCCUGCUUGGGAACGUGCAUCCUCUCCCCUGCCACGUGUCCCCACCACUCCAGGCUGCUGGUUCCCCACUUCCACUCCCAGUGAUGAGGAGGAGAACGGGCUUCCCCAUUCGCUGACCCUACAACCCUUCAGUUUUCUGCAUGCUGCAUCGCCUCCAUCUUGCCCAUCUUUGCAGGCAUUUAUGGCCAGGUUGGACCGAAGGGGCGGCAACCACCACACUGCAGGGAGUUGGAACAGUGAUUUUUGAUGUCUCCCCAACCUCUGUGAUGCGUUUGUCCAUCAGUCUGUUCUCUCCAUCCGUCUGCCCACCUCUCCAGCCGUCCACCAUAACUGUACACCCAUCCAUCCUCUCCGUACUUCUGUCCAUCCAUCCUGUCUGUAUGCCCAUCCAUUUGUCCAUCCAUCCCUCUGUUCAGCACGCAGAAUUUUUGCUGGAGCUGUUCAAGAAACGUGUAGAUGUUGUGCCAAGGGAGGUGGUUUGGUGGGAAAUACUGGUGAUGUGUGGACUGUGGGAUUGGCUGAUCUUGGAGGUCUUUUCCAGCCUUGUUGAUUCUAUGAUCAUCCAUCCAUCCAUCUUUGGACCUGCCAAUGCUGGACCCCUCACCCCAUCUCAUGUUCGGAGGGGAAGAGAAAGCUCCCUGCAACGGGAGCAAAGCUCGAGUGUCCUUAAUGAAACGAGGAACGGUUUUUCAUGUCGCUGAACGCUCUGUUUGCAGCCCCGCACCUACGGGCGGUCCCUAGGGGCGGUCCCUAUGGGGCCGCGUCUGUAGGCAGGGCCGUGAAGGCGCUCCGUUCGGCAGAAAAGCCAUUUGUGCGCCUCGGGGCCAUCGCUGCUGGGGAGGGGCGGCGGAGGGCUGGGGAGGGGCGGGAGGUGGGGACGGAGCCGCCCCCGAUCGGAGCCGCCGCCGCCGCGUUCGCCGGUGCCCCCACCCCGAGAACGGAGCUCCGCGAUGGAGGGGCCGGGGGGAUCCGCCGGGGGCUGAGGCGGCUGAAGGGCCGGUGCCGCAGAGCUGGCGAGGAGGAGGGAGCCUGGGGUCUCCCCUGUCCCUCCCCAGACCGUCCACGAUGGGAUCAGUGGGAACAGAGCACCUCAAGGAGCUGAGCCCCAUGGGGACACCUGAAGGCAACGUGGUGAUGAGCUUCAGCUUCGACAGCUACCAGCUGGAGGAGGACGAGCUGCAGCGGGGCAGCCAGGCCAAGGGCGUGCUCACCUUCAUGGAGCCAGUUUCUGAAGACCCCGAGCCACAGGACCGAUACCACGGGAUCUACUUUGCCAUGCUGCUGGCUGGCGUUGGAUUUCUCCUUCCAUACAACAGCUUCAUCACGGAUGUGGACUACCUGCACCACAAAUACCCAGGGACCUCCAUAGUCUUUGACAUGAGCCUCACCUACAUCCUGGUGGCCUUGGUGGCCGUCAUCCUCAACAACGCGCUGGUGGAGCUGCUGAGCCUGCACACCCGCAUCUCCGUGGGCUACCUCUUUGCCCUGGGCCCCCUGCUCUUCGUCAGUAUCUGUGACGUCUGGCUGGAGCUCUUCACCCGACGGCAAGCCUACGCCAUCAACCUGGUGGCUGUUGGGGUGGUGGCCUUUGGCUGCACAGUGCAGCAAUCCAGCUUCUAUGGCUACACAGGGCUGCUGCCCAAGCGCUACACGCAGGGGGUGAUGACAGGAGAGAGCACCGCCGGGGUCAUCAUCUCACUCAGCCGCAUCUUCACCAAGCUGCUGCUGUCGGAUGAGAAGGAGAACACCGUCAUCUUCUUCUUCAUCUCCAUCGGCAUGGAGCUGACGUGCUUCAUCCUUCACCUCCUGGUGAAGCGCACUCGCUUUGUCCGCUAUUACACCUCCUGUCCCCGCAAGGGCCGCCCCGAGCCCCGCAGGGCCAGCGACCACGGGACGGGCUACCGCGUCCACCACGACGUCACUGCCGAGGACAUCAGAUUUGAGGACCGGCCGCAGGGACAGCUGGCAUCUCCCCAUGGCAGCCCGGGCCCUGAAGCUGAGCUGGCCGGCAGCGGUACCUACAUGCGUUUUGAUGUGCCCACACCCAAAAUCAAGAGGAGCUGGCCCAGCUUCAGAGCCAUGCUGCUCCACCGCUACGUCGUGUCGCGGCUCAUCUGGGCCUACAUGCUGUCCAUCGCCAUGACCUACUUCAUCACACUGUGCCUCUUCCCCGGGCUGGAGUCGGAGAUCCACAACUGCACGCUGGGGGAAUGGCUGCCCAUCCUCAUCAUGGCCAUCUUCAACCUCUCCGACUUCGUUGGCAAGAUCCUGGCUGCCCUGCCUUACGACUGGAGAGGAACGCACCUCCUCGUCUACUCCUGCCUCCGCGUCGUCUUCAUCCCCCUCUUCAUCAUGUGCGUCUACCCCAACGGUCAGCCCGCCUUCGGCCACCCUGCCUGGCCCUGCGUCUUCUCCCUCCUCAUGGGCAUCACCAACGGCUACUUUGGCAGCGUCCCCAUGAUCCUGGCUGCUGGCAAAGUGAGCCCCGAGCAACGGGAGCUGGCAGGUAGGGCUGCACCAUCCAUGGGCUGCCAUGCGGGGCAGCCACGCAGGGUGACACCCUCUGUCCCUCUCUGCAGGGAACACCAUGACCGUGUCCUACAUGACGGGCUUGACGCUGGGCUCAGCCGUGGCUUAUUUUGCCUACAGCCUCACCAGUACGUCCCACAGUAGCUGUUUCUACACUGAAACCUCCAACGGCUCCUUCCUGGGGGGGUACUGAGCCCCAGGACCGGGCAAUGGGGCCAGGAUGGCACCAGGCCCUGCUGCUGUCCCCAAAGGCCCUCACUGCCCACCCUGCUGGUCUCUGGGCGCUGUGUGGAGCCAAUUCUUGGGCUGAUGGCCCCCAGUGUCGUUGGUCCCAAUGUUCCUGGGGUCUCCCCCUGGGCAGGUGGUGGUGGGAGGGAUCUUCUCCUGUUUGAGCCCUUGCCAAGGAGGGAAAUAUGGCAGAAUCCCAAAGGGAAUGGGGAUGGCACUGGGGAAGAGAGCAGUCGAGGGCUGUUGAGGAAGAGGAGGAGGGGAGGAAGGUGGCUCUGGGCUGGGCUCUUAGUGAUGGUGCUGCAGCUUUCCCCUGAGGACAGCUUGAAAUCAUGACCCCAACCUUCCCCUGUACUCCAAUUGCUGUGUAAGAGCCCCAAACCACUUCUGCUGCCUGGAAAGGGGGGGAACAAAGAAAAAAAAAAAGGUUUUUUGCCCUCUCCUCUUGUCCUGUGAUCUGUGCUGUGCUGUGGGUCUGCCUGCAGGCUGGGGGGGGCUGGGGGGAAAUGCAAUGACCUGGGUGCUGCCCAGGGCCACUGCUGGGCUUCAACUUCUAUCCUGUAAAUCAAACUGAACACAGAUCGUGUGUCUCACUUGGCAAUGAUCUCUUCUGUGGGCCGGGAACCCCGGCAGGUGCAUGAGGGAAAGGCUUGGGGCUACAGAAGCAGCAGUCCUCCCAUCUCCCAAAACUGAGAGCCAUGGGCUGCAGGGCACCUACAGCCCCACUGCCAGCCAGGCACUGCUGAAGGGUUCCCCCUCCUUUCCUUGCCAGCACACCGGGCUUCGCAUUUCCUGAUCAAUAAAAGCUUUUUGGUUUUGCCUUUA
This is a messenger RNA of Lagopus muta (rock ptarmigan), 9493 nucleotides long. RefSeq names its product solute carrier family 29 member 4 (gene SLC29A4). The transcript is spliced from 13 exons. Bases 6977 to 8584 code for a protein of 535 amino acids. Gene Ontology annotation, molecular function: monoamine transmembrane transporter activity; nucleoside transmembrane transporter activity. Gene Ontology annotation, cellular component: plasma membrane. The record is from RefSeq and is a predicted model, not a curated record. Gene Ontology annotation, biological process: nucleoside transmembrane transport. Lineage: Eukaryota; Metazoa; Chordata; Aves; Galliformes; Phasianidae.